UGCACACUUUACUUUACUUCAGUAUUCAUUCGGGCAGUGAUAUCAAUCGUAGUAGUUUCAGAUUUAUUCAAUACAUGAAAUAUAAUAAAAUUUGUAACCUUAUACCGGCUUUCAACAUCCAGUUUACAAACUUGUUAUCAGCUGGUACCUUUAUGUGUACUCUAUUUAGAUGAACAUUUAAAUUUGGGAUUUAACAUCUGUUUCCCGCCGUUUUUCUAAACAAACACAGAACCAAUAAAACAUGGAGUUCAACGAGACGACAGGGUUAAAAGAGCCAAGAGAUAGAUUCUGGUUUGUGUACUUGGUGUUCUACUAUAUUGGUUUAACAAUCAUGUUCCCCUACAGUAUGCUAAUCACUAUCACAGACUUCUGGUAUUACAAGUUUCGCAAUACCAGCAUACCUUUUAAUACAACAACUGAUCAGCUUACAGAGAUGCAGAUUAAUUUUCCAGCAUAUUUAUCAGUAACGGGAAAUGUACCGUUAACAGUGCUGGUUGUUCUAACGGUUGUUCUAGGGUACAGGAUCAACAUUAGACUCAGAUUGUUGAUAUCUGCUUGCUUGAUGGUUGUUACGUUUGCAAUAAUCACUUUAUUUUCAGGGUUAAACACAGAUGAUUGGCAGGAUGGAUUAUUUCUAGCAGUUCUUCUUGUAAACACGAUCUAUAGUUCAGUUAACGCAAUUUUUCAGGCGAGUUUUCUGGGAAAUCUUGGCCGUUUCCCUCCCAGGUAUAUUGGCAGUGCAAAUGAUGGAAUGGGUUUUGGGUCAGCUCUCCCUGCAAUCAUUAAUAUAAUCAUAAUUGCUGUUGGAUCAAACCAAGAGAAUAUUGGAGUGAUCUGCAUGUCUUUUUCUGUUCUGGUGAUCUUGGUCAUGAUUGCAUUAUACAUUCCAGCUUCCAAUACUGACUUCUAUACUCAUCAUGCUGGACUUCAAGACCUUCAUCAAGGAACAGCAGGAAUAUCUGACUAUUUAGAGGUUCUGAAGAAAACCUGGAUUUAUGUUUUAGUUAUAUUUGUAAAUUAUGGACAAACCCUUGCACUGUAUCCUGCUGUAGCUGCUCUAGUCAAACCGGUUUCCCAGGACUCCUCACGGUGGAAUGAAGUCUAUUUUCUACCAGUUUGUUGUUUUUUGUUCCAAGCACUGGGUGAUUGGAUUGGUCGAAGUAUUGCUACAUUUACUCAAUGGCCGGGACCAGGAAAAUACUCUGAGAUAGGGAUGCUGGUAUCAGUCUUACUCAGAGGUGGCGUUAUACCCUUAGUUAUGAGAUGUAACAUUGCUCCCUUGAAUCGGUCAACUGACAUUCUGUUCAAAUCUGAUCUAGCAUUCAUCAUCAUCUUUGGUAUCUUUAAUAUCUCUGGAGGUUUCAUAGGGAACGUUAGCUUGAUGCUGGGUCCAAAGAAGGUUGGAUUAGAUCUGCAGGAGGUGUCUGGGACAAUUUUUAUUGCUAUUCUAGUAUUUGGACUUGGACUUGGGUCCCUUCUUGGUCCAUCAUUGGUCUCAUUGUUAUAAUUAUUUUGUAUUACUCGCCACAAACUCUAUUUUUUAAAUCCGAAAUCUUUGGCAACCUGAGAUAUCUCAAGCUAUAAAUUUUGCUGGAUAAAAUAGUUUGAAAUAUCAUGGUUUACUCAGUACUAAAUCUAGUGAUUGGAAAAUUAGAUUUUUAGGCGACUUAUCUGCUCUUAUAUGAAAUAAUUCAUUUUACAUUAUUUGACCUUUCCUACCAUAGAUUUAUUGUUUUUUUUCACCGUUUUCAGAAAAUUUUACACAUUUUAGAUAAUUUUCAACUUAAAUCUUUUAAAACGGACUUUUUUAAGUACCUGUAUUACAACAUUCAAGUUUCAACAUCUAACAAACUUCUCUGUACUUACUUAGGAAAAAAAUGGGAUUUAAACAAUCUGAUGUUGUGUUUAAGACUUGAUUUCUCUUUUUUUCUUGUUACUUUAAUACUUCAGUUUUGUUGGUUCUAGUUGGUAACUUAAAUUCGUG
Molecule: messenger RNA, 1984 nt
Organism: Eurytemora carolleeae
Lineage: Eukaryota; Metazoa; Arthropoda; Copepoda; Calanoida; Temoridae
Product: equilibrative nucleoside transporter 3
Exons: 16
Coding region: 242-1507 (421 amino acids)
Biological process (GO): nucleoside transmembrane transport
Cellular component (GO): plasma membrane
Molecular function (GO): nucleoside transmembrane transporter activity
Source: RefSeq, a predicted model, not a curated record